AUGCAGCGUACUGCCAGAGUGGGGCCAAUCGCUUUGGAUCUCCUUUCCUUCAGACAGCAGGGCAAGAGAUUUAGACAGGGGCUGGCAUUUCAUAUGGUCGAAGCGCCAUCACCAGGCGGGGAAGGAGCGAAGAGCUUAGAACCCGCGGGCUGUGGAGUUGUGCAAAUCCUCUUAUUUCUGCUGGAGCUGCUGGAUGGUGUCCACGCGCCCUCCAUACCCAAGGUUUAUGUGGUGGCUAUAGUAGCAAAUCACGCUCCUGUCGCUGGCCAGUCUAUUGGGAAACACAACUUUGUCAUUAGAUUUCUCAAAGACCCUUCCUGUUUGGAAUUCAGCCUUAACGAUAACAAAGCGGUCCUUAGGCCGAGGGCGGGGUACGUCCCCUCCCCUCGGCUGACGGCAAGCAGGAUGUUCCUGCCUUACAAACUCAGGUUUUCUCCAGCAAUUCUGUUUUUCCUCAUGAGUAUUAUACCGACCAUAUGGAUCCUUGAGUUGCACCAUCAGCAAAACAGUUCACAUGAAACAAAGUGUAACAAACUGGAUUCAACUGACAGCAUUCAAGCGUUUUUUGAUGAAUGGAGAAAUCUGACCAAUGGAACAGUGAAUCCACAGGACCCUCUAAAAUUGUUGUCAUCAGUCUGUGCCAAUGACUGGAUCCUGGCGCUCCACCAGAUCCUCCUGAUCCUUCUGAUAGUGGGCAAGUGGCUGCUGCCAAUCGCUGGAGGAGUCACCAGAGAUGAAAUGUCACAGUUAUUGCUCAUCUUUGUGGGCAUAGCUGCUGAUAUUCUCGAGUUUAUAAGUGAAACGCUGUCUGAUGUCAAGGAGAACAGCCCACAGUUUGUGUAUGUUAUUCUCGGAGUAUGGACAUGGAGCAUGCUUCAGUUUCCUCUUCAUAUCUCAGUGGUGAACAGUGGAACAGAGGACUUCUCUGGAGACUCUCUCUUCUCCAGACACAGGGCAGAUAUAUGCAACAUUGUGGAGAGUCUUUUUCUUCAAGACGGCCCCUUCCUUUUUGUUCGACUGACGGUCAUGAUGCAUUUUUCUGUUUUUCAUCAAAUGCUGGUCUUUUUUGCCUUUAAGAACUUUUUGGUGGUGAUGCUUAACAUCUACAGACUGUGGGUCAUUUGCAUAGAUUACAGAUCUUGACGUGUCAAAACAGAGUCUCUUGCGAAACAGCCAAUGCAGUGAGUAUUUGUGUCAUUGAUGUUAUUGUGAGACACUGUACCUGUCUCAGUCCUGUAAUAUGCCAAAUUUUUACCUUUGGUCUUAUUGUGAAGUUCCAGGAUUUGUAGAUUAUACAAUUAUUAGAAUUUAGAGGGUCCCCCCUUACGAAAAUCAACCAUGGUUUUACUACAGUUAAAAACAUGGUUACUGUACACUGUUAAAAAUUUGCUGUAGUUAUGCAGCUGUUUGCCAGUCAGAGAUGUAUAGUAAGUAGAACUACUUCACUACUGUACUUAAGUACUAAAAGGCCGGAUCUGUACUCUACUGAAGCAUUAUUUUUUUCUCCUACUUCCACUUUAACUUCAGUACAUAUUUUCGAUGAGUUUAAUACUUUUACUCCGAAACAUUUUUUAUGUGCUGCAGCCUGCAUAGUUACUCGUUACACUCGUUAUAAAAAUGUUACGAAUCAUUCCAAAACCACAUUAUCAAACCAAUCGGAGAUAGUAAGGGGCGGACCCCUCCCUCCCUCUCACUCACAAAUAGAUGGGUUUCAGUCAUGUGACUUUUUACGUCAUGCCCCAUCUUGAGGACCUACCGAGUACCAGUAGGCUACUGACAAGCAUUGGCUGACUUGCUACGAUUUACGGAUUUCUUAUCUUUUACUGUCUAUGAAUCUUAUGGAUACGGGAAAUGGCUACGAAAGACAACAAGUCGCACCUUGACUGUUUUCAAAAGAAACGCGACUUUAAAAAAAUAUAUCUUGGUUAGGGUGUGAUGCCUACUCAAUCCCUGAUACGUUCUUCCAGCCGCUGUUCGCUGCUACCGAACUACCACUAUUUUACAACACUAAGGCGGCGCGACACAACAUGAAACUUUGC
Molecule: messenger RNA, 2039 nt
Organism: Paramisgurnus dabryanus
Lineage: Eukaryota; Metazoa; Chordata; Actinopteri; Cypriniformes; Cobitidae
Source: RefSeq, a predicted model, not a curated record